Molecule: messenger RNA, 1354 nt
Organism: Alexandromys fortis (reed vole)
Lineage: Eukaryota; Metazoa; Chordata; Mammalia; Rodentia; Cricetidae
Gene: Pnmt
Product: phenylethanolamine N-methyltransferase
Exons: 3
Coding region: 469-1326 (285 amino acids)
Cellular component (GO): cytosol
Molecular function (GO): phenylethanolamine N-methyltransferase activity
Source: RefSeq, a predicted model, not a curated record
AAGGGAUGGCAUUAUUAAGAAGGGGGAUUUGUAAGGGGUGCCCCAAGAGAGGGGAGGGGGUUUGGAGGAGGACCCUGGGACUGGGAACAUGGGCUAUCCAAACCUUGGGAAAGAAAAGGGAUGCAAUUCUGAGCAAAAGUGUCUAUGGGAGGCCAGAGAGGAGCUGGGAUGCCUGGCAGGGGUUCCGGAAUUGAGGUUGGGGUUCAGGGCAGCACUGGAAGGGCUGAUGAGUGUUAGGUGCAGAGCGAGGGUGGAGUGGAGAGGGAGCUAUCUAUGUUCCAGAAGGUCCCCCUACACCCCCGCGUAUCUGUUUCUCCGGACACUAACAGAGAUGGAUGGGGUGACAGAGACGUAGUGGCCCCGAGCGCCUCAUCCCUCUUCCGCCGCCUCUGCAACAGAGGGGUGGGGGGGCAGAGGUAGAUAAAGGGAUGGCGACGCAAGCAGGGGAUAGGCGGCCCUAACAGAAGCAUGAGCGGUGGCACGGAUCCGAACCACGCUACAGAGAUGGCCUCUGAUUCGGACCCUGGCCGGGCAGCUGUCGCCUCGGCUUACCAGCGCUUCGAGCCCCGCGCCUACCUCCGCAACAACUACGCUCCUCCUCGUGGAGACCUGAGUAGCCCUGAUGGCGUCGGGCCUUGGAAGCUGCGCUGCAUGGCGCAAACCUUUGCUACGGGUGAGGUGUCUGGACAGGCCCUCAUCGACAUUGGGUCAGGCCCCACCAUAUACCAGCUACUCAGUGCCUGUGCCCACUUUGAGGACAUCACCAUGACAGAUUUCUUGGAGGUCAACCGGCAGGAGCUGGGACUCUGGCUUCGGGAGGAACCCGGAGCCUUCGACUGGAGUGUGUAUAGCCAGCAUGCUUGCCUCAUCGAGGGCAAGGGCGAGUCCUGGCAGGAGAAGGAACGCCAGCUCCGAGCGAGGGUGAAGCGAGUCCUGCCCAUUGAUGUACACCAGCCCCAGCCCCUGGGUCCUUCAAGCCUGGCACCCCUGCCUGCGGAUGCCCUGGUCUCUGCCUUCUGCCUAGAGGCUGUGAGCCCAGAUCUGGCCAGCUUCCAGCGGGCUCUGCAGCACAUCACCACACUGCUGAGGCCGGGGGGUCAUCUCCUCCUCAUCGGAGCCCUAGAGGAGUCAUGGUACCUGGCUGGGGAGGCCAGGCUGUCUGUAGUGCCGGUGUCAGAGGAGGAGGUGAGGGAGGCCCUGGUCCUUGGUGGUUAUGAGGUACGAGACCUUCGUACCUACAUCAUGCCUGCCCAUCUCCGCACGGGUGUAGAUGACGUCAAGGGUGUCUUCUUUGCCUGGGCUCAGAAGACGGGGGUGCAGGAGUGAGGGCCCUACAUGCCGGGUGUCCUGUGCC